CACGGAGAAUAUAAUACAAAAGUUUCAUUACUCUCUCUCUCUCUGUUGAAUAACCCUCCACAACCACCUUGUUCAAUCUUUAAAUAGCUUAUUGAUUAAUGUCUUAUAGUCUUCUAUGAAUAAGAUCUUCAGAUUUUGUUACAGUUUUUCAAAUUAUUCUGUGGCAAGGAGAGAAGAAAAGAUCAUAGAAAGUGGUGAUUCUUCGAAUAUUGAAGAGAAAAAUAUGGGGUUGAGAUUGAAGGAGACAUUCUACUUGUCCCAUGGAGCACCAACUCUUGCCGUAGAUGAUUCAAUCCCUGCGUGGAACUUCUUCAAUUCGUGGAAGGAGCAGUUUCCGACGAGACCCUCUUCCAUUCUUAUUAUCUCCGCCCACUGGGACACCCAUGUUCCCACCGUCAACGUCGUUCACCAGAAUGAUACCAUCUACGACUUCUAUGGCUUCCCCAAAUCCAUGUACAAGCUGAAGUAUCCAGCACCAGGGGCUCCACACUUAGCAAAGAGGGUGAAGGAGCUACUCUUAGGAUCAGGGUUUAGCCAUGUGGAUGAAGAUAAGAAACGUGGGCUUGACCAUGGUGCAUGGGUGCCACUCUUGUUGAUGUACCCAGAGGCAGACAUCCCAGUGUGUCAACUCUCUAUUUCAUCAAACAAAGGUGGUACCUAUCACUACAACAUGGGAAAGGCUUUGGCUCCUCUUAAGGAUGAGGGUGUUCUUAUCGUUGGGUCUGGGAGUGCCACCCACAACCUCAGAGCAAUUGCACCUCGUGGUACCCCACCUGCUCCAUGGGCUUCCGCAUUUAUGUCCUGGCUAAAAACCUCUCUUCUUGAUGGAAGAUACGAGGAAGUAAAUGAAUACGAAGAGAAGGCCCCAUAUGCAAAAAUGGCUCAUCCCUGGCCAGAUCACUUCUUCCCAUUGCAUGUGGCCAUGGGAGCUGCUGGUGAAAAUUCAAAGGCCAAAGUUGUACAUGAUAGUUGGGAUGGUGGUUCUAUGUCUUAUGCUUCUUUCGGUUUUACAACAGCUGACAGUUGAUCCCACAUACUCAUACGUUCUCUAUACUGUUCAAUGUUGUCUUAAUAUGUAUAAUAAUUAAAAUCACAAAUACUUUGUUAUGUAUCAAUACUGUGUGUUUGUUUAUCUAUUCGUCGCUAAAGGCCUAUGGCUUGGUUCAUAUAUGGCAGGCUCAAAUCUCAAUCCAUCUCUUUUCA
Molecule: messenger RNA, 1203 nt
Organism: Glycine soja
Lineage: Eukaryota; Viridiplantae; Streptophyta; Magnoliopsida; Fabales; Fabaceae
Product: 4,5-DOPA dioxygenase extradiol-like
Exons: 3
Coding region: 116-1027 (303 amino acids)
Molecular function (GO): oxidoreductase activity, acting on single donors with incorporation of molecular oxygen; ferrous iron binding; zinc ion binding
Source: RefSeq, a predicted model, not a curated record